GCGAGGUAGCAGCGAGGGGAAGAGGAGGAGGAGGAGGAGGCAGAGGAUGAACCGUUUCCUGCUGUAGUUAUAACACAGCAGAGGGAAAGAGAGGGGGGUUUGAAUCUGGAUCUGUUUUUGGGCUGUCGUCCUAUGAAUAAAUCCCCGGUUUACGGGGAUCGAGGUAAGAAGGAGACAAUGUUGGAUUUCGUGAUCCCACUGAGUGCCAGCGCCAGGCUGGAGAACCUCAUCCCUCACAUAGAGAGGCUGUUCAGGGUGAGGAUCAGCGCUGGGCCUGCGGCAGAGAGCAGCAGAUGGGUCCACAUAGACCGGGCAGCAGAGGCACAGGAGGGGCUCAGGAAAGCAAAGGAUUACAUAUUAUCCCUGUGCUCCCCAGAACAUAAGAAGUGUGAGAGCAUAACAUCAACUUUGCGGAAACAAUUAAUUGAGCUGAAGGAUACAAUUGAAUAUGAAAGCCAAGCUGUACUGGAAAUAAAAGAGAAGAGUGUAGAGAUAACAGGAGGACAGAUUAACGUAAUGACUGCCUGGUCAAUGUUUGAGAAGUUGAAUAUGGAGAACAGCUCCUCCAAAGAGCUCCUUCGUCUAGAGAUCGGUGACUGCAGCGCAGAUUCUGAGGACUGGACGAGCUCUGAAAGUGACUCAGAGCAACCCCCUAAUAAGAAGAAAGGGGCUGAGAUUGUGAGCAAACCACAUAGGCAGCUCUGCCGCUCUCCUUGCCUCGAACGGCCAGUUCUUUCCAAAUGCAGUGUCCUGCAGGACUUUCAGAGUGAGGACAGUAAAUCCAAACUUGAUGAUGGAUACAAGGCUGCUAGCUUAGAUAAAGAAUACCAGGCCAAAAUGGAGUUUGCCUUAAAACUAGGAUAUUCAGGAGAACAGAUUCAAACUGUGCUCAAUAAACUGGGGUCAGAUGCUCUUAUUAAUGACAUUUUAGCAGAGCUGGUCCGACUUGGGAACAAAAGUGAAUCUGAGCCACAGCCACCCAGUAUGGGUAGUACAGGUACCCUGGUGUCCAGGGGCCAAUGUGUGAAGGAGAUCACUAGCCCAGAGCUGUCUUUGGAAGAUGAAGUUGUGGAUGAUUCUGAUAAUUUGAGACCUAUAGUGAUCGAUGGAAGUAAUGUGGCCAUGAGCCAUGGAAACAAGGAAGUGUUCUCUUGCCUUGGGAUCCAGUUGGCUGCGGAAUAUUUCCUGGAAAAAGGACACAAAGACAUUACAGUGUUUGUUCCUGCGUGGAGGAAAGAACAGUCCAGGCCAGAUGCACCCAUUAAAGAUCAAGAACUAUUGCGCAAACUUGAGAAAGAGAAAAUUCUGGUCUUUACACCAUCCCGACGGGUGCAAGGGAGGAGAGUGGUGUGCUACGAUGAUCGAUUCAUAGUGAAGCUGGCCUUUGACUCAGAUGGCAUUAUUGUGUCAAAUGAUAACUACAGGGAUCUGCAGAAUGAGAAACCCGAGUGGAAGAAAUUUAUAGAGGAACGUCUUCUAAUGUAUUCCUUUGUGAAUGACAAGUUCAUGCCACCCGAUGAUCCCUUAGGACGUCAUGGUCCCAGUUUGGAUAAUUUCCUACGAAAGCGUCCUGUUAUUCCAGAGCACAAGAAACAGCCUUGUCCUUAUGGGAAGAAGUGCACUUAUGGACACAAGUGUAAAUAUUACCAUCCAGAACGUGUUAACCAGCCACAGAGAUCAGUGGCCGAUGAGCUUCGUGCCAGUGCUAAGUUGUCUGCUGUGAAAACUAUGAGUGAAGGAGCCCUGGCAAAAUGCGGCAUUGCAAUAUCGGGUGUGAAAGGAGAAGCUGUCUCUGAGAUCAAGCGUGUUGCACCAAAGCGCCAGUCUGACCCCAGCAUACGAUCUGUUGUUUGCGAGCCAGAGGAGAGGUUGACACCAGCUCGCAGACUUGAAACUAACUCUGUGCCUUCUUUGGUCACUGCAUCAAGUGUACCUGCGUUUCAGCCCAAUAAAAACCAUGCAGCCAGUGCCAUGAGUACCAGAUCUGCAAGCAGCCCAGUGCCAUGUUCCAAACAGUUCACUCACCAGAAAUCCUCACAAGAGCAUUUAUCCACAUUACAUUAUCCACCCAUCCUUGUAACCAACAGCCAUGGUAAUUCUGUGAGUUAUACAGAACAGUAUCCAAAAUAUGACUCUACUUUGGACACUGGCUAUUAUUCUAUGAUAAGUGACUUUUCAAAUUUAACUAUCAGCAGUAUGCGUAACCAUGACAGCUAUUAUGGAUUGGAAUCAGAUCAUGGAUUGUAUCCCAGAAACACUAGUCCUCAUUCAGAAACCUGCAUUACAAGUAAUGAUUCCUACUCUUCAUACAGUGACCUGGCAUACCUUGGCACUGUAGAGCCAGGUCCAGAAGAUAAUGUGAAAACCCAUCAGCCACAAUCACAAAACAGGCUCCAGCCUUUUGUUCACGGCUACCAUGAACCUAUAACAAGAGUGCAGAGCUAUGGACCAGAGGAGCCAAAACAGCCCCAGCGUAAACAGUCCAUCUCCCAUUUAGUUCCUCAUAUCCAGCAUUCUGCUGUUGGAGCUCGUUCCAGUUGUCCUGGGGACUACCCUGUUCCUCAAAACAUUCAUCCAACUGCUAAUAACCAGACAGGGAGGGCUCUGGUAAUGACUAGGCUGGACAGCAUUUCUGAUUCACGACUGUAUGAGAGUAAUCCAAUGAGGCAACGAAGACCUCCACUCUGCAGAGAGCAGCAUACUAGUUGGGAUCACCUGCCAUGUGCUACAGAUUCAUAUAGAUACCCUUCGUACCCUUUGACUAAUAAUCUCAUGCAGCCCAGUUAUGAACCUGGUAUGUUUAGAAGUAUGCCAGAAAAAAUUGAGCAGAUCUGGAGGUCGCCCUGGCAGGGGAUGCCCACUGAACAACAGGACCAUCUGGCAGUCCGGGAACAUCAGUACCAAACCUAUCGAAACCUCUGCAACAUCUUCCCAGCAGACAUAGUUCAUGCAGUAAUGGAAAAGAACCCCCAUGUGACUGACCCCCAAUAUCUUGCUGCAGAGAUUGUUGCCAAACAAUUACGUUCUGGACGGUGAAACACAAACUGGAAGAUUGAAAACCAAUUAUGUAUUGACAGGACGAAAAAGAAGUCUGUUUAGUGCACAACGUUUGUGAAAUACAACUUGCCUAAUGCAGUGGGUUUAAGAAUGUUAUAAAUAAUUUAAUGGCAUUUGAUUACCUGUUGGGAUUUAGGUAGCUUAGAAGAGGAAAUGAAUACCUUACUUUUUUUUAUAAAGCUAUAACCCAUCUACUUUUGACUUUUGUAAUUUCCCAAGUUACUAAAAUGUAUUUGAAUUUUUAUUUAUUCUUGAAGAGUUAUCUUUCCAAUGUAAAUUUCGAAAUGCCCCAUUAUGAAUUAUACAGCUUGGAAUUUUAAAAAAAAAUUCAAGUUACAAGAGGAAAUAAACGUAAUCUUAAAGAGACAAUGUUUGCAAAUGAUGCAGACAAGAACAUAAUAGUGUUAAAGACUGCAUAGAGCAAAUUAAAUCUAUAAAUAUUUGAACAUUGCAAAUGACUUGCAUGGAUUCAAAUGCUCAUACUUCAUGUAAGGUAUCUAUUUCCUGUUUCAGGCUGUCAGCCAAAAGAGCUUUCUUGGUGUAAGGCACUUCAGACCACUUCCUUUAAAUCAUCUUUUAAGGGUGGAAAAUAUGCAGCCAAAAAAACCUUUUUAAAGCAUUAUUACAUGCUGUCUUCAGGCUGCACUGAUGUGCCACAAUCUUUAAAAGCAAUGUAUCUUAUUGCUAAAAUUUGACGAGCUUGAUAUGUUUCAAGCUAGGUCUUGUUGAUUUUAAAAAAUGUUUUUCAUGAAAGUUGAGAGAGCCUUUAGGGGCCUUUUUUUCUUCAUGAGAAGGUCUGACACUGCCUAAAUGUUUCUUACUGUGAAACACAUGGAAUGUGAGGCUGCAGUCAGGGUUGUUUCUGUCAUUUUGCUAAUGGCUUGCGAAUGCUGUGUAGUUGUUUCUGUUUCCUACAAAGGCAGCACCAUCACUUUAGUUUAAAACUACCAGUUUGUUAUAAAGUUUUACUUCACAGUUCUGUCGGUGCACAUUUUUAAUGUUUCUAAAGUGUAAACCUUUUAAAAUUAAUGUGUACCCACUAAUAUAUAGAGUACCCUAACUUUCUUGUACCAUCGGCUUAAAAAAAAGGCCUUUCUGUAGCUAAUUAGUAGGCUAUAAUAAUCACCUUGCUCCACUGAUGGCUAGCAUAUUCAUCCACUGAGUAACUGAAUUCUGUAGACCAUGAGGAUUCAAAGUUCAGUCUCUCUGCUGAUUUUGCUGUUAACAACCAGGCUGAAAUUAGCCUCAGAGGUAGACAGGGGAUAAAUCAGCCAGGGUCCUUUGUCCUUAUUGUUAACCAGUGACCAACCCCCACCACCCCCCUGCUGGAAAGUGAACAUGUGUUGUUGGGUAAGGACAGUUGCCUAGAUGGCUAGAGUCUGGAGCAGAAUAAUGCCAACAGCGCAGGUUCAACCCCAUACCAGCUGUGGUGGUUCAUGGAGUUCAAGUGGCCCACAUUUGAUGUGGAGUGGUGUCCUUCAAGCUAUGUAACCAAUUAUUUCUCUCAUGGAGAGACAUGCCUUCAUGAAACAUAGAUAAUUACUUGCCUUACCUACCUUGGUAAGGACACAAUUAGUCUGAGCAUGGAUUUCUCCUGCAUUUGCAUAACUUCCCAACUUUCACCGUCACAGCCACUUCAGUGAGGUUACACAGAGCUGCUGCUGCCCAGGGAACCAUAUCCUAGCAAGAACACCUUCAGGAUCGUUGAUUAAAACAAAAACACAUCAUUUUGAUGCAUCUAAAACUAAUUUUGUAGCUUACAUUUUAAUACAGCAAACAGCAAUGCCUGGAAUGAUCAGAAAUGACCUUUGUUUGUUGAUACAAAUUGUAUCUCUUUUCUUGAUUGUAGAAAAUUAUUUAUUAAAUGUACAGUUAUCAUCGGUAGAAUAGCUUUAUCAAAUCUUGCCACAAUGUUUGUGACACUAUGUGUCACUGGGUGUAGCCCAUGGGUAUGUAUGAAUUUUUACUGGGCACAGUAGUUUGUAGACCUGAAUUUUUAAUUCAUGUUCUUCAGAUGUGCACACAUAUUGUGUACAGUACUAGCAUCAUUAUUUGUAAUGUAUUUAUUAGGAUUAAAAAAUAUUGUUUCCAAUAGUGGCUGAAAGUAAUUCAGGGUUCUCUUUUACACUAGGCUCUUUUAAUUGCAAAGCUAAAUAGCCAUAUUAUUUAUCCAUUGUACUUGUCAAAACUGUUUUUACUUCAACCACACCAGCAUUUUGUAAACUUCAGCUUCAUUUAAAUAUACCUACUCUAAUCAUUUCUGCUCACAAUGUAAGAUUUUACAUCCAUAUUAUCCAGUAUUUAUCUCAUAUUUUCCCCUUUUACGGAUUGAUAGCCCAACAGAUCUCUCAUAUAAGGACUAUCAGUGCCACUGAUCUCUUCCUUAUUGUCAGUGGCAUUCUGUCCCCCAGUGCAAGAGGAUCAAAAUGAGCGAGGCAACUAAUUUCAUAGAAUUUCUGAGGGCAUGAGUAAGCUAUUGAAAACAAUUGCACUUAUGCCAGUACAUUUUAAUUUUUUGUGCUAUGUUUCCUGUGUGAUAUUUAAUUUAUCACCUCAAAUCACUCCUGCAAUUGUCACCACCAGUGGUAGAUCUGUAACUAAUGGCUCUUCAAUGUAGCUCAAAAUGCUUUCUUAAUACUCCCUUAUCUUGCAAGUGCAGAAUCUAUUACAGUAUUUCUGGGUGUUUUUCACAAUUCAAUGAGGAAAGUAUGAAAUUUCACACACUGUUACACUGAAUAAAAUCGGCAGCUUUUCACUAUCCUAAGAUGGAACAUUGUGUUCUAUCAGAAACUCAACUGUGAAAUUCUGAAAUUAAAACCAAUAUUGAACAGGUAACAAGUACAGGACUGGGACUCUCGCUACCUCCUCAUUGGGAAGCAGGUAGUUAGCAUCUAUGAGAAAAUGUGGAAUGUGACUCUAGUUUUAUUUGAAAACAUUUCUUUGGUUGUUUGCAAUUUUCGAAAGCAUUACGAUUCUUGUCUGUUUCUUGUAUGUAUAAUACACGUUACUUUCCUGAUGUCAGCCCAGCCUCUAUUUGACUAAGUUUUGUGCAGUUGGAUUGGGUCACUGACUCACUCAGUAAUAGAAAUGAAGUAUAAACUUAUUUAAUGGAAGCAAUAUUUUUUAACCUUACUGCCUGCAUAACCCCAGUUCUUAUAAUGAUGUAGGGGCCCCUCUCCUCUGUAAAGAAAAUCUUUGAAAAGUGUUUCUUUAAAAGAAAUGUGGCUAAGUUUAAGCUACAGCCUCUCGUUUUGGUUGGUUGACUUGAGCAGAAUAUCAGACUACAAAUGUGUUGCCUCUUCAAACUGUUUUUAGAAUGACUGUUAAAGAUUUUCAGUUUUUAAAAAUUAAUUUGGAAAUAAUUAGUCUAGGCUCUCAAAUAUUACUACACAAAAAGAGCCCUGUAUGAAACUAAUUAUAAGAAGUUCUGUAUAGGUUUGAAACUGGUGAAGGCUAACAAAUGGGAUGCUGCAGCUUUAAGCAACAUUAUUGAUAUUCAGGAUGUGAUUUUCUUCUCUUAGAUUUACAUAGAGCAUUUUGCAUCCCCAACUGCCUGCCCUGUUCUUUGCAAUGGUUCAGCAAUCCAGCAAAUGGGCAAUCAUUAGAUUUUCCUAAACAAUUUGGGAAUAGUUAUCUUUUGCAUAAGGAAUGUAGGGUCUCUUCAACCAGUUGCAAGAAUGACGGUAAUCUGUGCAAUGAGCUAAACCAAAAUCUGCAUUAUUUGAGAAAGACCAAUAAAAUGUUUUGAGUGACGUCAGUGAGACCCUUUUGGUUACUGCUUUUGUUGGCUGUAUCUACAAUCGUGUCUAUUAAUGGGAGAAUAAACUCUAUGACUUCUAUUUUCCCCCUGUGAAAAAAACUUGUAAAAAUUAUUUGGCUUGAUUAAUUGCUUUCUCUUUGCUACAUAUCUGGAGUUUGUACACAUCCCCAGAUAUAAUCUAAAAAAUGUACCAUAUUCAGUGAAACUUGUUUGAAGAGAUCAUACAGUUUGUUGUAGAGUAGAUAUAAUGUGCUUAGCUAGUGUACAGAUAGCUUAAUAUUGUGUGAAAAUAUAAAUAGCAUAUAAAUAUAUAUAAAUAUAUAUAUAUUUUAUUAGAUUGGUCCAGUUGUUUUAUUGAUCUAAUUUUUGUUCUGUUCCUUACAUAAUGAACAUGUUGGCUUUUAUCUGUAGUAAAACAAAAAACUCUUUGGGUUUGUAGUCCCAAACAAAAUGUAAGUCUUAAUGACAAAAUGUGUCUCUGUCACUUUGAGAAUUUAAAAAAGGCAAAUGUGUUUUUAAGCACGCUAUAUAAUCAGUACCUUUUAAUGUGUAACAAACAUGGAUAAUGUGUGAUAAAUUGUGCCAAGUGCUGGAUGGUUUAAUUAUGCUUUUAAUUUUGAACACAGCUAACUCUAGCUGAUAUUUUAAUUGUAUUAAUAAAUAUAACAAAGCUGCUAUGACUUUAAAUCAUUUUCACAUUGUUGCAACACAAUUCUUAUGUGCUUGGUUUUAGUUGAUGUUGAAACAGCUUUUGUACAAUGUAAAUUGAUUUAAAAUGGGUGCAUUCAUAAGAUAAAUCACUACAGUGUAUGUACACAAAUACUGCACAUCAGCAGCUACUAUUUCAGUGUUUAUCUAGUGGCUAGUUCUAAAUGAAACCAUGCUGUCAAUACUUAUGAGUACAUUGAUACCAAUCUGCUAUAGCUAAAAUUGUCUUUUAUCAACUAUGCUAUAAUAUUGUGCAAUACCCUUCUUGUGAUACACUCCAUCUCAACCAACAACAAUGCUAGACCAGUAUAGCUCAAAAUGCUGUGUACAGACACAACCCAUUUUUAAAAGGACAAGCUCCAAUAGUAAUUUAUGGUGUUUUCCAUACUUGUAGAAAAAGCAAACAUUUUUCACAGCCACCACUACAAUUUAAGCAAGUCCUGGGGAAAGCACUGCAAGAUCGGCUAUCUCUUCAACAUUAACAUUUUUGCGUGAUAUAUGCGUGGCGUUGCAAAUGUCAUCUUAACAUUAAAGUGGCCUUUAAAACCUAUUUUUCAUAAAAACAUUGAUUUUGCAGUGUUGCCUUCAUUGGAUCUGUACAAUAGAAGUGAACAGAGAGAUUUUACUUUGAAAGUGGUAUGAAUAUGAAGUGUAUAUUCAGGUAAUUAAUAUUCAGUUUUUUGAUGAGUGCACUCUAGGAGUAGCAGGGUAAUGAAAUUGAUUUAUGUGCCUUUUCAAACAGGAUUAUGGACACAACUUCAAAUGGGUUGGUAUUUCUGUGCUUUGGAAUGUGUUCCAUAUGAGAUGUGCAAUUUAAGAAUGUUUUAAACUUAAGUGUUUAACGUUUGCAUGAAGUAAAGGUUAUAACUACCAAAAAAAUCUGCCCUAUUCAAAUGUUCAUGUUUAUUAUUAGUGCCAAAUGUAACCAAUUUGUAGUAAAAGAAUUUAAAAAUAAUUUACUACACAAUUUAUGUUACAUGUAUUCAAUAAAAGUUACUUUCCAGAAA
Molecule: messenger RNA, 8532 nt
Organism: Carcharodon carcharias (great white shark)
Lineage: Eukaryota; Metazoa; Chordata; Chondrichthyes; Lamniformes; Lamnidae
Gene: zc3h12b
Product: zinc finger CCCH-type containing 12B
Exons: 6
Coding region: 133-3036 (967 amino acids)
Cellular component (GO): cytoplasmic ribonucleoprotein granule; nucleus
Molecular function (GO): RNA endonuclease activity; mRNA binding; metal ion binding
Source: RefSeq, a predicted model, not a curated record